This is a messenger RNA of Aspergillus japonicus CBS 114.51, 8907 nucleotides long. It is a transcript of the gene atmA, whose product is annotated as DNA-binding protein kinase TEL1. The transcript is spliced from 8 exons. Lineage: Eukaryota; Fungi; Ascomycota; Eurotiomycetes; Eurotiales; Aspergillaceae. Gene Ontology annotation, biological process: DNA repair. Bases 169 to 8907 code for a protein of 2912 amino acids. Gene Ontology annotation, molecular function: protein serine/threonine kinase activity; protein binding. The record is from RefSeq and is a predicted model, not a curated record.
GUUACACUAUCUACUCCGUACUCAGUAUCUAAUCGCCCGCCGCACGAGGAACAACAACAACUCCAGAUUCACAUGCAGGGUGAUCGAACCACACCAGUGCAGGCACUCCCGUCAAUUGUGGGAUGAAGGUGGUCGUACUGCUCUGGGAGACCUCAGGUCCUCGUCAAAAUGGGAGAAAUUACCCUCGAAGGAGCCAUUGCGCUUCUGGCAUCUGACAAGCUCAGGGAACGGUCAGAUGGGCUAGCCGAUCUCAAACAUAUACUACAGCAGAAUAGAAAAAGCUCGAAGCUAAACACACUCAAUGACAAGGCCUGCCACAAACUGUUUGAGUCGUUAUUCCGAUAUGUCUCAGUGGAAAAGUCCCUGUAUACACGCGCAACCUCAAAGGGGGCCUCUACCUCGCGUUUGUCAUCAUGUGCAUCCGUCCUUCGCACGGCCAUUGAUGUUUUUUUGCAUAAUUUGCGGACAAAGUCGGUCCGCGCGAUAGUUGACCAUGUCACGGAGACUGUGUCAACUCCCGGAGCUCCUCUGACAGAGAUCCUCAGUGUGGACUAUAUCAAAUGCUUGACUACUCUAUUGAGUUUUCCUCCACAUCUCGAACACCUCGCCAACAACGAGUGGGACAAGCUUCUGGAGUUUUGCCUUCGUAUUUUAGGCUCGCAUGAGACUGACAGCCAAGAAAGCGCGCAAACCCAUCGCUUAUCUACUUUAGACGGCUUUGUGGCCUCGACCAAUGGUGCCUCAACACCAUCCAGGGUGUCUUUCAGGGAAAAUUCUAGACUCAACACGAGUGCCGUUACAGAAGCUGUUUCAUGUAUUCAGCUUCUCAUUGGGUGUCCAACAGCUCCGGUCCUCGAGUCAGCCGAAGAGAUCCUCUAUGAGCUGACCAAGCUUCUGAGCUCGUUAACUUUGGUCGGAAAUGGCUACCAAGCCGCCUUUGAUUGCAUCAAUAGAGUCGUGAUGAAGGUAUUGCCUGAACAGUCAGAUCUUGCUCGGACAUCGUUGCUCAACCUGAUCCCAGUGAUCAAACGACUUUGGCCCACCAAGAUUCUAGGCUUGAAGGAUGAAAUGAUUGUGACAUCUAUGCUAUGUGUGGUCACUCUGACUGACGCAGCUCAUAGAGAGCCGUCCGAAUCUCUAAUCCACACGAUUGAAGAUAUGCUGGUUACUCUGCAGACAGAAUACACAAAACGGCCAGAAAAAGAUAUUUUGCAGUUGGACGAGCUAUCUUUCCACCGUCGCACUUCGACUGACCGGCAGGAAUACUUCAUUUGGCCUCGUCUUGAUGCCCCAAGAUCCGAGCAUAAUUGGACUAUAUUGUGGGUUACAGCCAAGCUGGUUGAGCUACUAGAGGACAUCGCUGUGCGGAUCUCCACUCCUUCUGAAGUCAAAAUCUUGAAGAAGCGUCGCCUGACCUCGAUGUUCGACGAUAUCAUCCGACAAUCCACAAAUGCUUCAAAUGCAAGCAGAGUCUGCGCUUUGCAGUUACUACCUUUUCUGCACAAUUGCUACCGGAGCAUUGAUUCAAAGACUGUGCUGCUCGAACGAUUACUUCCUAGUAUGCUUGACGACAACAGUGCCAUCUCUAUGUGGACGAUGGUAGCCAUUGCAAGUAUCGCAAGUAGUCCAAAUGCAGGCUCAUCAUCCUUAAGGUCGUACUGGGAACAGGCUUGGGAACUUGCGUCUCGGGCUUCAACCUCCCAAGCAACAUCCAGAGCAGCUUGCAAUGUCAUGCACAACAUUCUUCACUUUGACCUUCUAGACUACUCUGUGGUCAUCCAGUCAAUAAAUUCGAUGCUUUCUCCUAACAACCUGGAUGGUCCGUCUGCUCUGUCCGAUUCGUCUCUAGCACUCUGGGCUACGAUAAUUCGCAAAACAGCGCAAAUCAACCCGGGCUUGGUCACGGAAGCUUCAAGUAAAAUAUCGUCUUGGCUUCGCGAAUCGUGGACAAUAGGGACGGUGACAGAUCGUAUGCAUUUAGCACAAGCGGCAUCAUUCGCUCGCCCUCUGGACAUUGUCAAUGUACUUCUUGCUUGUACAAACCGACGUCUUUCAUUGCCAAGGAGUCGGUCUGGAGGACUUAACAGUACUGUUGCCAAAGGUUGGCAGUACUUCGUCAGAAACAAGCAGCUCUUAAAUUAUCUGUUUGACCUCGAAGAUGUGUUAGGCAGUGCGGAUAUAUGGAAUGCCCGGGACCCAUUGCUGUUGAAAUCAUUUGCUCGACCUGACCCAAAUGAUCACAUCAUUCUUGACUUGUUGCAUACAAAAUCCGAAAGUCUCUUGCAGACCUGGCAGUCAUUUUCAACUGAGAAGUCACAUCUUAUCACAACGGAUAUAUUGCAGAUAGUCGUGUCCUUCUGUGUCGUUGUUGCCCUGUACACGGAAUGUCUGCCAGAGCAAGUUGGAGAGCGAACGCCGUCUUUACGCAAGAAUAUUCAGCUACUGUGGGAGAGCCUAUGCUUAUUCAUGAGGUCCCGAGAAUCAGUAUUUGUGAACGCUUGUCUAGUAAUCGUGUCGCCAUACCUCACACCGGAGAAUUUACUUUCUGCUCCCGAGUCAGUUGUGUCGAAUGCUCUAUGCGGCUUAUUAGGUCCCCUUGCGGAAAUCUUAGAAGAAUCCCGACAACGACAGAGAGAAAUAUUGGGUUCUCGCGGUGAAGAACCCAUGGACUUAGACGAUCCAUUGCUCACAGACUAUGAUCAAUUGGCAGAAAUCACAGGCAUACUGAACAAGAAUCGAGAAGCACUUCCCUUGCUCCCAGAUGCUGCCACAUUUCAGCGCUGCCUUACCGUUCAAGUGUCUUGCUUCCAGAAGAUAUAUGCCUACUUAGCUUCUCCUGAUCAACUGUCUAGUAAUGAGGACAUUGUUAGGUAUUUGACUAGUCUCGACGAGGUUGACAUCUUGUCUGCUCGGGACUUCCUCCCCUAUGUCUAUCAGGCCAGUGCCGGCCUAAGUCGCGAAUCGUUGCUGAACAUACUCGAGGACCUCGCUGAGAAGUGCCUUCAGUCCUACGGUUUAGAACGUUGCGAAAACUCUCACCUUGUUUGUCUCCGUAUGAUGCAAAGCUUUGUCAAAUCAUGGACUAGGCAAGAGAAAGACCAUUUCUUUGAUUCGGCGACUGACAUAUACACUUGGUUUGUGGAUAUACUUCUCGCAAAAAAGCGAGCUUCUCCCUCAGUUCUCAUUGCGAUGACGGAGCUGCUGGGAGAGAUUCUUGUCCACAAUUCUGCCUAUACAAGUGGCCCAGCAAGCCCAUCUCCUCGUACCUGUCUUUUCACCAUACUCCGGAAGGGAAACGCUGCCGUGAAGUUUAGAGCUGGUGAAUUGAUUCCUCAACUUUUCGGCAAUUUCUCUCUCACCGACCAUGAUGCUAUAUUCAGUGAUGUGUUGAGCAGCCUGCCUCGAGAUCCGGACUGGAUUGAAGGAAUCGCUCUUCGACUUCUCAUUUUGGCUCGCCUUGCUUCCGUGUGGCACACCUUACUCCGCAGAAGUAUCUAUCACAUGUUCGAAACUCCUGCUCAUGUUCCACUCUCACUACGCUAUGCUGAGAAGUGCAUGAAAGAGGUUGCAGACAUACUUGGGCUCAAAGAUGCCAAAGAGCUCUUUCGUCUUUUUUGCUCCCAAAUUAUCUACACAUGGACAGAAGGCCAGUCCUUAACGUCAUUACCUUACAGUGUUUUCGGAUAUUCCAGCACCGAAGAUAUGUUGCUCGAUGUGCAAGAUGAGGCUGUUGGCCAGGUCAUGAUGCGUUGGAAUGAGCAUGAGGCGGAAGAGCUCGCGGCUUGUACUGGCUCACCGUUCGUUGAACUUCUAGACGCGUCUUUCUAUCAAGCAGAGGCUUACAGCAUUGCUCGUGAUAUCAGUAUUCCUCCUAGCCAGGGAAGCCAACCAAAGGGCGUGGAGAACCAACUGAAGAGGAUACUGGGUGCAGAUAGAUUCAUAUCAUUGGUCGAAAGGCAGUUCCCUCAAAUUAUAGCGACCUUUUUCAAAACACUCGAUCAAUACGACCAAGUCGAAAGAGCGCUCCAAAGGCAAAGCAACUUUCGCGAGGCCCAUACUAUUCUGAGGUCUAUCAUUGAAAAAAGCUGCUCAAACACCGUGUUACCUGCAAACCAGCAGCCGUCGUUCAGGGCUCGUUAUCUCAUGGAUGAGCUUGAUUUUAUUUGCAAGCGUAGUGGAUACGAGCUAGAAACCAUCUGGACACCUGCUCUAGCAACCUAUACUUGUCGCGCAUUGUUGGAAUCUAUUCAUCCAGCCCUUGGAUCUCUUCACGCUUGCUCUGUCAUCCGAAAGGUCAGGAUCCUCAUCAGUGUUGCCGGCCCUGUCAUGCUGCGGGAUUAUCCAUUCGAGAUGAUCAUCCACGCACUUCGGCCCUAUCUGGUUGAUCUAUUCUGCGCAGAAGAUGCACUCGGAAUUUUCUGGUACAUGCUGGACGCAGGAAAGGGUUAUCUGAGCGAGUGCCCCGGUCUGAUGGCCGGGAUAGCGGUUACAACGUUGCUCUCAUUGAGAAGAUUCGUCGCAUCGCCACCGACAGUACCAACACAAGAGGACCUCCUGCGACGGGUAAUGGCUAGAGUAGAAGAGUUUCUCGACUGGUUUGAAGCGGCCCUGGACUCUUAUGAGUCCUCCGCUAUGAGUGCUGAGAAGUCUGAACUAUUCGGCCUGUUGGUGAGGUCAUGCUCAGGAACAACUAAAAGCGAAAGAGGAGCACAAAGCGAAGAUGAACACAAUUUGCUCGUGCAUGUCCUUGGCGACCAAAGUUCUGGGGAUAGUCUCCUCAGCAGGCCUGUUUCGGAUCAUGUUGUAUCGUUGUUGUGCGCAGAGAAUGAGCUUCCCCGAGACCAUAAUCCCCGUCUUGAUUUGACUGAGAGUGAUGAGAUGGCGAUCUCAAAUGCUGUGACGGUUUGUCAGACAUUGAAAAGGUUUGAUUGCCGUGAUGAAUACAAAAUUUGGGCCGCUAAAGUGAUUGGAAAAGCGUUUGCUGCCACAGGCAGUAUCAGCGACACGCUAUCGAGAGAACAGGAACCCACCUUACUCGAAACACUGCAGCCCCGCGUAAUCCUGGACUCAAAUCACCGCUCAAGGAUCAGUAUCCUGAUACAGCUAUGUAAUAUGCUGCAAAAUAGCAGUCAUGCCGAGGUGGGCCUUGUCGAACGUACGAUGCAAUUGAUCGUCAGCAACCUAAGCAACUUCCCUGAGCUUGAUUAUUGCCGCAACGCCAUAUCCCCUUUCCUUCUCGGCGCCCUGACAUGGGAUCCCUACCACUGUCCCGAUAUCCCUACGCGAUUAUCGAAAGCUGACACAGACCACGGGCUCGGAUGGGAUCCCAGCGUCUCUGUAAAUGACUUUGCGAAAGGUGUCGGAUUCUUUUUGUCUCGAGCCGCUUCCGAAGACCCGAUCAUUGGACCAUUACACGUUCUUCUAAACGUCAUGCCAAAUCUAGCAGUGCAAAUCCUACCACAAAUUCUUCAUGAGGUUCUGCUGGCAGACUUGCAUGGCGAAGUGAGCAUUCGUUUUACGAUCUCCGAAAUCUUCAAGAAGGUGUUAAGGCAGGUUGAUGAUAAUACCAUACCUCACGCGCGCCUUGUCAUAAACUGCAUUCUCUAUCUCCGAAACCAGCCAAGGCCAAAUGAGUCGACCAUUGUGGAGCGCGAUGAGUGGCUCGAUAUUGACUUUGCUGAGGCGUCCGCAGCAGCCAGUCGAUGCUUUUUGCCGAAGACAGGACUUCUUUUUCUUGAGAUUUACGCUUCGCGGUUGACUUCCACAUCUCGUCGUUCAUCGCUCGCCAAGUACGAGGCUCCUCCAGACGUCCUACACUCUAUAUAUCAGGAGAUAGACGAUCCAGAUAUCUUCUAUGGCAUUCAGCAGGACUCGUCUCUAGCAGCUGUUAUGGAAAAGCUCGAACACGAAAGCUCUGGGCUCAAAAACUUGUUGUUCCAGAGCGCUCGAUAUGACAGUGAGAUUCAGAUGGGUGAAACAACGAAUGUGCACGGUGUCCUGAAGGCACUUCAUUCGACGAAUCUUCAGGGUAUUGCAAACUCCGUUUUUGUGGCUUCCGGAAACUCGAAGGAUACUUCACUGUCUCUCGAUAGCAUGCUUCAGACAGCUACCAGUCUGCGACAGUGGAAUAUCCCUGUGUCGCCUUUGCAUGCGUCCCCGCCCGGGGCAGUCUUUCGGGUCUUCCAGAGUCUCAGCAUGUCGAGAACCCUAGCUGAUGUCUCCAACUCCGUCAACGAGUGCCUGCUGAGCAGUUUGGAAUUGUUGAGCAGCAGCAGCAGUCAGUCAGUAAGCGAUCUGAGAACUGCCAUGAGGGUCUUGGGAAUCAUGACAGAAAUCAGUGAUGUUCUAAGUGCAAAAUCGACGGAUGGGAUCCACCAGGAGUGGCAGAAGAUAGCAUCCAGAAACUCUUGGUUGAAAAGAACUAGCCCAGAUGAGGUUGGGGAGAUCUUGACCUGUCAUGAGGCGCUUUUCUCUACGAUCAGGCAGAAGGACUUCCUAAAGUCUGCAAUCCACCUCCAAGACUCAGAUGCGCUGUUACUGGAAAUCAAGGUCCUUCGCCAGUCGCUUGAGGUCGCGCAGAGUCACGAUAUUUCUCAGGCCUCGCUGAAGAUUGCGUUUUGUCUUCAGAAGCUUGCAUCCCAGAGCGCGCUGCUGGGAAUAGAUACUGAAGGAGCGGCAAAGUUUGAUCUAGCCAAUGUCCUUUGGGACCAGGGCGAAAUGGCUGCAUCCAUCAGGAUGCUCCGGCAACUCAAGGAUCGAAACGAUCUACACAAGCAAGCAGUUCCAAUAAGCCGUGCUGAACUUCUCGUGACUUUGGGGCACCGCACUGCAGAAGCGCGAUUGGAAAAGCCAGAAACUAUCAUACAGGACUACAUGUCUGUAGCAGCCAAGGAACUUAAAUACCGCUCACGGGGAGAAGAUGCUGGUCGAGUCUAUCACGGGUUUGCGAUGUUUUGUGACCAGCAAUUACAGAACCCUGACGGGCUGGAGGAUUUCAGGCGUGUCGAACAAAUUCGCAACCGCAAAGAACAAGAAGUUAUUGCGCUGGAGGAGAUGCUGGCAACGGCCUCGGGCAGAGAGAAAGAAGCCCUCAAGUUUCACCGGUCGAAGACUAAGCAAUGGUUUGAUCUCGAUGAUCGCGAGUACCAACGUCUCUUGUGCAGUCGGGAAGCUUUCCUUCAGCAAUGUCUCGAGAACUAUCUGCUGUGUUUGAGAGAGAGCGAGUCGUACAAUAACGAUGCUCUGCGUUUCUGUGCGCUGUGGCUUGACAAAUCCGAUAGCCCGAUUGCGAAUAUGGCUGUGUCGAAGUACCUUCACCAAGUCCCUAGCCGCAAGUUCGCCUCUCUGAUGAAUCAGUUGACAUCCCGUCUUCUCGAUAUUUCUGAUGAGUUUCAAAAGAUGCUCUUUGCAUUGAUAUAUCGCAUUUGCGUCGAACAUCCAUUCCAUGGCAUGUAUCAAAUCUUUGCAAGCAGCAAAUCGAAGGGCGGCAAGGAUGAAUUGGCCCUAUCUCGUUACAGGGCAGCCAACAAGCUGGUCGACGGCCUCAAAAACGACAAACGCAUGGGAACGACCUGGGUGAAUGUUCAUAAUGCAAACAUCAGCUACGUGCGGUUUGCGAUCGACAAACCAGACGACAAGUUAAAGAGUGGUGCUAAGGUCCCGUUGAAAAAGUUGUCCACUGGCCAACGCCUCGAGCGAGAUGCAUCUGAAUUGAAACUUCCACCCCCCACGAUGAGAAUUGAGAUUCGCCUUGACUGCGAUUAUAGCGAUGUACCAAGGCUUCAGGGCUACCAGCCAGAUUUCACCAUCGCUUCCGGUGUCAGUGCCCCGAAGAUUGUCACGGCAAUUGCUAGCAACGGGCGACGAUAUAGGCAACUGUUCAAAGGAGGGAACGACGAUCUGCGGCAGGACGCCAUCAUGGAACAGGUUUUCGAGCAAGUCAGCAGCCUUCUCAAAGAUCACCAAGCCACUCGGCAACGAAACCUGGGUAUUCGGACCUAUAAGGUGCUGCCUCUCACAUCCAACGCUGGAAUCAUCGAAUUUGUUCCCCAUACAAUUCCGCUCCAUGACUACUUGAUGCCGGCACAUCAAAAAUAUUUCCCGAAGGACAUGAAACCGAACGUGUGCCGUAAACAUAUCAGCGAUGUCCAAACACGCUCAUUCGAGCAAAGAGUACGUACCUUCCGCCAAGUGACGGAGCAUUUUCACCCAGUGAUGCGAUUCUUCUUCAUGGAGAAGUUCAACAACCCGGACGACUGGUUCAGCAAGAGGCUGGCAUACACUCGGAGCACUGCGGCCAUUUCGAUUCUAGGUCAUGUGCUGGGUCUGGGCGACCGACACGGUCAUAACAUUCUACUGGACGAGCGGACUGGUGAGGUCGUUCAUAUCGAUUUAGGCGUUGCCUUCGAACAAGGCCGAGUCCUUCCAGUCCCCGAAGUUGUUCCCUUCCGCCUGACACGCGACCUGGUGGAUGGGAUGGGCAUCAGCAAGACCGAAGGGGUUUUCAGGCGCUGUUGCGAGUUCACACUUGAUGCCUUGCGGCAGGAGUCGUACAGCAUCAUGACGAUUCUGGAUGUGCUUCGAUACGAUCCACUCUAUAGCUGGACGGUGUCCCCGCUGCGGCUGAAGAAAAUGCAAGACGCGCAGGAUGCGGCUGAUGAAGAUGGGCCUCCGGUCAUCACGGGCAAUAUGGAUCAGCGUUCUGCCAACGAACCGAGUGAAGCAGACCGUGCACUCACCGUAGUAGCCAAGAAGCUGGGCAAGACGUUGAGUGUGACGGCUACUGUGAAUGAACUGAUCCAGCAGGCUACGGAUGAAAAGAAUCUCGCUGUACUAUACUGUGGUAAGUCUGGAGAAAGACCUCAUUACACCCAUGGACAUACGCUGACUGAUCUACUUGCACUCUAG